This is a messenger RNA of Chaetura pelagica (chimney swift), 2003 nucleotides long. RefSeq names its product WW domain binding protein 11 (gene WBP11). The coding region runs from base 54 to 2003 and encodes 649 amino acids. NCBI's taxonomy places the organism in Eukaryota, Metazoa, Chordata, Aves, Apodiformes, Apodidae. Gene Ontology annotation, biological process: mRNA cis splicing, via spliceosome. The record is from RefSeq and is a predicted model, not a curated record. Gene Ontology annotation, cellular component: spliceosomal complex. The transcript has 11 exons.
CUCUCCCUGUUUUUCAGUUUAUUUUUUUUUGAGGUGGAAGGAAGAAAAUAAAAAUGGGGCGGAGAUCGACAUCAUCCACCAAGAGUGGGAAGUUUAUGAAUCCCACAGAUCAAGCCCGAAAGGAAGCUCGGAAAAGGGAACUAAAGAAGAACAAAAAGCAACGGAUGAUGGUACGAGCAGCUGUACUAAAGAUGAAAGAUCCAAAGCAGAUUAUCCGGGACAUGGAAAAAUUGGAUGAGAUGGAGUUUAACCCAGUCCAGCAGCCACAACUUAAUGAAAAGGUGCUAAAGGACAAACGCAAAAAGCUCCGUGAGACUUUUGAGCGCAUCUUGCGGCUUUAUGAGAAGGAGAAUCCUGACAUCUAUAAAGAGCUACGCAAGUUGGAAGUGGAGUAUGAGCAGAAGAGAUCACAACUCAGCCAGUAUUUUGAUGCUGUCAAGAAUGCUCAGCAUGUUGAAGUGGAAAGUAUCCCCUUGCCAGAUAUGCCACAUGCUCCUUCCAACAUCCUUAUACAGGACAUUCCCCUUCCAGGGGCUCAACCACCUUCUAUCCUCAAGAAGACAUCAGCCUAUGGACCACCAGUUCGGUCCAUUUCUGUACUUCCACCUCCUGGGCUUGGUGUUCCACGUUUGCCUCCAGGCAGGAAGCCCCCUGGACCUCCCCCAGGGCCACCCCCACCUCAAGUUCUACAAAUGUAUGGCCGUAAAGUGGGUUUCUCCUUGGACAUGGCUCCUCGAAGGCGAGAAGAGGAGAUUUCUUACAGUUCUGAAGCAGGACAGCGUGGGCAUGAUGACGAUAUGUCCAGUACCAGCGAAGAUGAAGGUUAUCCUGAGGAUAUGGAUCAAGACAAGCAUGAUGAGAGUAGUGAUGACAGUGACAGUGAUAGGUCAGAUGCAGACAGUGAAGGAGAAGACUUCGCGCAUCGUGAUAAUGACAAGGAAAGGGAAGGUGGUGAAGAAAAGAAAUCAGGUCAUAGUGUACGGUUUGCAGACAUGCCUGGGAAGUCACGGAAAAAGAAAAAGAACAUGAAAGAACUGACUCCACUCCAGGCCAUGAUGUUACGAAUGGCAGGUCAGGAAAUUCCAGAAGAAGGAAGAGAAGUAGAAGAGUAUUCGGAAGAAGAGGAGGAGGAGGAAGAAGACUCAGAGUCUGAAGAGACAUCACAACAACAACAGCAACAACAACUCAGUGAGGAAACUAUUGCAGAGACUGGAUCAUCUACUGCAGCUUCCCAGACACAACAGCAGCAACAGGCUCAGCAGUCUGCUCCUCCGACUCAGAUACAGGCACCUCCUAUGCCUGGGCCACCUCCACUAGGACCACCUCCAGCCCCUCCACUGAGGCCCCCAGGCCCACCCACUGGCCUUCCUCCUGGCCCUCCACCAGGAGCUCCUCCGUUCCUGAGACCUCCUGGCUUACCAGGAAUGCGUGGGCCUUUACCUCGACUUCUACCACCAGGCCCACCACCUGGGCGUCCACCUGGCCCUCCUCCAGGCCCUCCACCAGGUCUGCCCCCAGGUCCUCCUCCACGUGGACCUCCUCCUCGCCUGCCUCCUCCUGCCCCACCAGGUAUCCCUCCUCCUCGCCCAGGCAUGUUACGGCCACCUCUGGUGCCUCCGUUAGGACCUGCCCCACCUGGCCUCUUCCCACCAACCCCCAUUCCAAACCCCGGGGUCCUAAGUGCUCCCCCCAGCUUGAUCCAGCGCCCCAAGGCGGAUGACACCAGCGCAGCCACCAUUGAGAAGAAGGCUACAGCCACCAUCAGUGCCAAGCCGCAGAUCACUAACCCCAAGGCAGAGAUCACUCGCUUUGUGCCCACGGCCCUGCGAGUGCGCCGGGAGAAUAAAGGGGCUUCUGCUGCCUCCCAGAGAAAACAGGAUGAUGAGCCUGCUCUCCCAUUAACCAAAGCUGCCCCUAAGGCUGGAUCGUCUGCCCCUAUCUCUGUACAGACAAAGGAUGAUGUGUAUGAAGCCUUCAUGAAGGAAAUGGAAGGUCUCCUGUGA